Messenger RNA from Acanthosepion pharaonis, 1041 nucleotides. The record is from the annotation of a GenBank genome assembly. NCBI's taxonomy places the organism in Eukaryota, Metazoa, Mollusca, Cephalopoda, Sepiida, Sepiidae.
AUGUCGUUCUCUCUUUCUCUCUCUCUCUCUCGCUUUAUCUCUCUCUCUCUUUAUCUCUCUCUCUCUUUAUCUCUCUCUCUCUUUAUCUCUCUCUCUCUCUCUCUCCUUAUCCACCCCCCAUCACUGUCAACAUAUUUCAAGCCUCCUGAAAUGUUUUCAACACCGGCAACCUCCGCACAGAGAUCAACAGAAGACGUUCGCUGGCUGCAGUUGUCACGAGAGACUAAUGAAGAUGGUGUCGCGAUAUCUCCCGACGCACCGAGCUCACCCAAGUCGUCUCUCCUACUAACAAAUUCCCUGCUAUCUGGGUUUGAGCCAGCAAGAGACAGGGCUGGCUUUCUCCUUCUUUCUUUCUUUCUUUCUUUCUUUCUUUCUUUCUCUAUGUGUAUCUAUUUAUUACAUAGUGUUCGUAUCUAUCUAUCUAUCUAUCUAUCUAUCUAUCUAUCUAUCUAUCUAUCUAUCUAUCUAUCUAUCUAUCUAUCUGUCUGUCUGGCUGACUAUUACAGUCAAUUCGUGUCUAUAUAUCUAUCUAUCUAUCUAUCUAUCUAUAACAGUCUGUUCGUAUCUAUCUAUCUAUCUAUCUAUCUAUAUCUAUUACAGUCUGUUCAUAUCUAUCUAUCUAUCACACUACAGUCUGCUCGUGUCUAUCUAUCUAUUACAGUCUGUUCGUAUCUAUCUAUCUAUCUAUCUAUCUAUCUAUCUAUCUAUCUAUCUAUCUAUCUAUAUCUAUCUAUCCUCUGUCUGUUCCUAUCUAUCUAUCUAUCUAUCUAUCUAUCUAUCUAUUCUCUGUCUGUUCCUAUCUAUCUAUCUAUCUAUCUAUCUAUCUAUCUAUCUAUCUAUCUAUUACAGUCUGUUCGUAUCUAUCUAUCUAUCUAUUACAGUCUGUUUAUAUCUAUCUAUCUAUCUAUCUAUCUAUCUAUCUAUCUAUCUAUCACACUCUGUUCCAUUGAUAUCUAUCUAUUUCUCUCUCUCUCUCUCUCUCUCUCUCUCUCUCUCUCUAUCUAUCUAUCUAUCUAUCUGUCUAUUUAUCUAUCUAUCUAG